ACUCUGCUGACUCUUUCAACCCCAAUACAAAUUCAGUUCUUUUUCGUAGAGAAGCAGAAGCGUACCAAGCUAUGGCUACUCUAGAUACUGAUGUUCCCAUGGUUCCCGCCGGCGAACCUUCGAGCAGUGCCGGCCCUUCCAGCAGGAAGCCAAAGCGAUUCGAGAUCAAGAAAUGGAACGCCGUUGCCCUCUGGGCAUGGGAUAUCGUGGUUGAUAACUGCGCGAUCUGCAGGAACCAUAUCAUGGAUCUUUGUAUCGAGUGCCAAGCGAACCAGGCUAGCGCCACUAGCGAGGAGUGUACGGUCGCUUGGGGGGUUUGCAACCAUGCUUUUCACUUUCAUUGCAUUAGCCGUUGGCUCAAGACCCGUCAAGUUUGUCCACUAGAUAACAGCGAAUGGGAGUUUCAGAAGUAUGGUCACUAGAAGCUUCACGUGGUUCUCUUUUUCACACUAGUGUCAAGGAGGAUUAUAAUUCACUGUGCUCUACUUCUACCAGAUUUCUAUUUUCGGCUGGAUUAUUUUUAUUAGCCCCCGUCUCUGUUAUCGGCUGGAUUGGUUUUAUUUUUGAAAGCAUUAGCUGUGUUUGAAAUCAGUUGUGCAUACAUCACCCACAAAAUACAGACUACCUUGUUUUGUUAUGACCAUUAAGCGGAACUUAUUUUCUUGA
Humulus lupulus (European hop) is the source of this 666-nucleotide messenger RNA. Its product is annotated as RING-box protein 1a. Gene Ontology annotation, biological process: ubiquitin-dependent protein catabolic process; protein ubiquitination. The record is from RefSeq and is a predicted model, not a curated record. The transcript is spliced from 5 exons. Gene Ontology annotation, cellular component: nucleus; cullin-RING ubiquitin ligase complex. Bases 72 to 422 code for a protein of 116 amino acids. Gene Ontology annotation, molecular function: ubiquitin protein ligase activity; zinc ion binding; cullin family protein binding. Lineage: Eukaryota; Viridiplantae; Streptophyta; Magnoliopsida; Rosales; Cannabaceae.